GCGUGCCCCCGCCCUGCUGGAAAUGGUGAAACAUUUGCCACUGACCUCCAAUGACUGAGAAGCUCUGGGUGGGGCUGGGGGGUUGGUGGGGACGAUGUUUCCAUCAGGACAUUGCUGAAACACAAGCUGGGGUCAGACCUUGCUUGUGGUUCCCGGGGAUGUGUCCCAGCCACCUGGAGGGAGCUCCCUGCCAUGGUAACCAGCACUGAAGGGACUCAAGAGACGAUUUUACUGGCACCCAGGACAAAGCCAUGGGAACAGGGACUGUUUAGGACCGAGGACUUCCCAGGACCAUAAGGCUUCGUAUCUUGGGUUGCUUAUACGUCUCAUCUGAAAAUCAUGGAUUCAAAAAGUGAAAUCUGCGGGGAGGAAAGCCAGUGACCCCUGAGCAGCCGAGUUUGCCUGCAGGGAAUUGGGGCGUAGAGCCCCUGAGUCCUGAGCAGCCUCCUCUCCUCCUGCAGUUCUCCAGGACGGUCCUGCGGGGGUGGCACUGCGUGCAGACCAGCUGCCCAGUGUGGUUCCCCCACAUCUCUUCCUUCUGCCCCCCGCCCCCGGAAGAGCCUGAGGCUCACUGACGCCCCGCGGCCGCCCUGCAAGCUCAUCAUGCUGACAGAAAACAUGAAGCUCUGGCAUGGGUUAGUGAUUGCAGUGGUGUCCCUCGUCCUCCAGGCCUGCGUCUUCGCCGCCAUCAGCUACCUGCUCAGCAGGCACAUGGCCAAGGAGAGUGAGCGGAUACUGAAAGGGGCCAGUGUCCAGGCCCCAAGGCCCAGCCCUGCCCACCAUCAGCCACUCGCUGCCAAGGAGGAGACUCGAGGCACCCCUGGGUCUGAGCCCCGUUAUAGGCAUGACAGCGACACAUCCUCAGACAGCUCCGACAGUUCGGACAGCUCAGGCAGCUCGUCUCCAGCCCGCCAGGCCACCAAGGACAUGAAUUACACACAAGUGGUCUUUUCCACCCCUGGAGGACUGAAAAAUGAAUCUGCCCUGGACUACGAGAACAUAAAGGAAACCACAGAUUAUGUGAACGUCAAUCCCAUAAGCCGCAAGCCCAAUUUCUGGACUUCUCUGAACCCUGCUGACCCUGAGCCAGUGGAAUACACUCAGGUGGCCAUGUGAAUUCUCGGCUUUCUCGUGGGGGGCUGCUCUCUAGAAAUUCUCGCACUUAUUUUGUAGGGGAAUUACUUUUUUUUUUUUUUUAAACAAGGCAUAGGAGAAUAAGUAGGCCUGUAUCUCACUCAACAAGAAAGAUUCGGGUCAGAUGUCAGGAAGAACUUCUAGGAUAAGUAUGAAUGAGUGGAGAUAUCAGUAGAGAAAGGGGUAAAUAAAGUCUUUCUCCAUAGAAAAUUGUGAAAAACAUUUUAAUCAGCUGUAGUAGAGUUCUGUUUGGCGAUCUUACCAUUAAAUGACUCUUUGAGCUCUUUAAUGUUUGUCAACCAACAACUUCCUUCAAAGUUUUAAAUAAAAUGGCAACGGCCACUUCUUCGUUUCCUCUUGCCUCACCCGGCACGCUGCCCUUUGCAGGGCUGUGUCUUGCUGAGCAAUGCUGCUCUGCCCUCAGCACUUUAAGUAGGCCACUUAGAAGGCUCACCAUCAGUCAACCUUUGAAUUCCCUGAUUAUUAGAAACAAAGGCUGACAGAGCCCUGGUAAAUACCAACUAGCACCACAGUCUGUGAUUCCAGGGAAACAUCUCCCCAAAUUCAAUCCAAUAAAAUGCAAUAUUCUUUUC
This is a messenger RNA of Ailuropoda melanoleuca (giant panda), 1727 nucleotides long. RefSeq names its product regulator of hemoglobinization and erythroid cell expansion (gene RHEX). The transcript has 8 exons. The coding region runs from base 604 to 1116 and encodes 170 amino acids. Lineage: Eukaryota; Metazoa; Chordata; Mammalia; Carnivora; Ursidae. The record is from RefSeq and is a predicted model, not a curated record. Gene Ontology annotation, cellular component: plasma membrane.